Molecule: messenger RNA, 4191 nt
Organism: Mizuhopecten yessoensis (Yesso scallop)
Lineage: Eukaryota; Metazoa; Mollusca; Bivalvia; Pectinida; Pectinidae
Exons: 6
Coding region: 98-2443 (781 amino acids)
Molecular function (GO): protein binding
Source: RefSeq, a predicted model, not a curated record
GGGAGACUUCCGCAAUGGCGUCUGUGGAAACCAAGUUUCACUUGUUUUUACAUGCGAAAAAGAUCAUUUAGCAUGUAAAAAUAAAUGGUUUUAAAUAAUGGGUAGCCUGGAGCAUGGCACAUUUGACACCAAACUCCAUGAGGCUGUGCGAUAUAGUGACCUAGAUGCUGUGAGAGUGGCUCUGCAGCAAGGCUACGACCCAAAUCUGAUUGGUCUAUAUCAGUGGAGUGCUCUACAUGAGGCCUCGCACAAUGGAGAGGAGGACAUCAUCAAGCUCCUACUUAAACACAAAGGUAACCCAGACAAACCUGACUCACUGGAUGGGUUCACAGCCUGUCACUAUGCGGCCCAGGCAGGGCAUGUGGACUGUCUCUCUCUACUGCUUGCGGCCGGGGGGCACUGGGAUAUCACAAACAAACAAGGGCAGACUACUCUAGAUGUCGCUGUAGAAGAUUGCCGGAAUAUUUUGAAUUUAGCAAAAUGCGAAACCGAACAGAAAUUGGAGAAAGAAACAAAGAAGACCCCCUCACAAGUCGAGACGAAAACAAACCCUCCACUAAUCCAGGUAGAUCCUGUAAAAGAUGAUGCAUCAAUAUCUGGAGAAUCGACUGCAGAAUCAAUUAAUCAAGAUCACAAGACAAUAAAAGACAGGAAAAAUAAAGAUCCAGUACUGGGAUAUCUUCAUCUAACAUUUGAAUACCAUGCCAAGAAAACAACACUGAAGAUCAGAGUCUGGCAAGUCACUGAUCUUCUUUUACCGCCACCUACAACCUCAAUGAUACAUUCCAUCUAUGUCAAGACCUACCUGAUGCCUGACAAGAAAAAGAAUUCUAAAAGGAAAACAGAAGAAGUGCGAGUAGAAAGUACAGAGGCUCAUCUCCAGGUGAAGAAAGGAAGUCAGGGUUUCCAACAUGUGUACUCCCCAUCAACAUUUAAGUUUACCAAGCCUCUGGAGUACACAGAUGUUACUUCUGACAUGGUUAAAGAACAAAGUGUGCAACUUGAGGUUUGUAUCACUCAGAAAUAUUCAAAACGAAGCUUUCUUAUUGGUCAGUAUCACUUGCCGCUGAAGUCUGCAGUUCGUAAGUUGGUGCGGACUAGCUAUCCACUGAUUCCCUGUAUGAACCACACCAUACCUAACAAUAUGAAGGUUUACUAUGCAUCUGAACUUCAGAUCACAAACUCGGCACAGGUGUUUUACAGUAACCCAAACAUCAGAAACUUGUCCCUCAGUGACUUUUCUGAGGGGUCAGAACGUGCACUAAGUGAACUUGAACUCACAGGGGUCACAAUUGGGGAAGACCCUUCCUCAACUUCAGAUCAUUCUGUGGUGAAAGUAAAAGACUUUGAUGAAGAUGUGGAACUAAAGACUUCACUAAAACGUGUAACUAUAUUAGAUGAUGAGGAGUUUAACCCAGAAAUGGUGAAGGUCAAUAUGAAUAAGGUUUCAGGGUCAAGUGUUCAGGGUUCAGAGGUCAAGGAUAAGGGAAGUGCAUCAAGUGUUACUGAUCUGUCACAUCACAGUUUAGACAGUCAGGAGACAAAUCCAAGUAUGCUAGUACAUAUACCGGAAAAAUCCAAUCUUAGUCAAGAUCAAAAGCAUCGCAAAAAGAGAUACAAGGCAGACCAAGGUAAACAUACAGACAGCCAGGUAUCCAGCGCGAGGCCCGAGACUCCGACCUGGGACUAUUAUGACUUUGACACAGGCACCAGUGUUAUAGAGAUCCCGUUUGAGGACCCACAACCAGUUGCUAACAGGCCAAAUAUAGAGAGACCCACCGUUCACAGACCUACUGUGCAGCACCAUGCCUCCGCCCCAAUCUGUCUCCCAAUGGACACCACCAUGGGACUACAGGCUGAACGCAGAUCACAGAGACAGAAGGGCCACAGAAGAACAGACAAAAAUCUGGACACAAUUCCCGUGAUAGUUGUCACACAGGACGAUGUUCCAAAGUCUACAGUGGUGGAUACUUCAAAGAUAAAAAAACUGUCAACUCCCAAAAAAUUCAUUGCAAAUGUCACGCCUCGGGAUGUGGAAAUAAAAAUGGACAAUUUAGGUGUAAAGCCUAAAACAAAAGGUCAAAGUUCAUAUAAAAGUUCAAAGUCAAGGUCAAAAGGGGCGACAGUGGAGAUUGCUGCAGAUGUACAUGUGGACGGACAUCGUAGAAUGAACAGUGAUACAUCCAUCGAGAUUGAGCCUGAGGAUUCUUAUGUAAUUGAUUUUGAAGAGAUAGGGGAAGAUAACUCCAUCAUGCAGUCAGAUUUACUAAAACAGCACAAGGUGCCGAUGCAAGUGUUUAUAGAUGAGACGUAUGACAGUAUGGAUGAGUUUAGCGUCAGUUCUAGCGGGGGGACCAUACCCUCCCUAUCACUGGGGAGGAGACAACCCCAGAGUACAAAGAUCCUCUCAGGGGACGAGGACUUGGAGGUGAUUGAGGUUUAGUAUUCCCUACUUCAAACCUCUGGAUACAGACUUUCUAAAGAAAAGGGCCUAACAGGGGAUAAUCUCAGGGAACAGCUACUGGAUACAGAUCAAGUCUCUCUGGAGUAAGAAAGUCAAACAGAAGUGAUUUUGAAGAUUUUCUUCCUUGAUACAGACAUCCUUCCAGAUGAUAGAGGUUUGAGGUCAUUAAGUCUAGCAUUACAGACCUCAAGGGGAGAGAUGGGCUACAGAUGUUUUGGUAAUCAGUUGUUUUAGUAUUGAGAUGGUACAGUAAUUGUACAAACAGAAAAUAGAGCCAGCGCCAGUCCAAAAGUUAGUGGGUUAUUCAGUGGGGUGCUGCGCUUGAGCGUGGAUACCCAAGGUAUGGAGGGCGAUUGACAAAAUAUGUAAAUAUAAAUAUAUAAACAAGAACUUGGACUUAAAUUUCAGCUUUAGUUGUUUUUUUCAUAUCUUUAGUGUUCUGAUUUUAAAUUUAAGAUUCUUAAGGACUUUUGUAUCGAAACUGCCUAUUCUUAGAUACCAAACCUACUGGGUACCAAAACAUCUAGAAUUCAGAGAGAUAGCCAUUGUGUGUUUACAUCCUCCUGUGAGAUAAAGUCAUGGAGAUCAUUAAAGUGCAGCAUUAUUUACCUCAAGGGAAAAUAUGUCGCCUUUAUGAAGACAACCUCCAGAGGAAUAUGAUCAGUGUAGCAAUUCCAAACUCGGGGAGACCUUUCCCCGGGAAAUCAUGUGAGAUCUGGAGGUCAUUGGGGUUAAACAUUCUGAACACCUCUGUACUCUAUCUCUGGUGCUUGUUAUAAGGGGUGAACAACUCAGCUUUAAACCAUGGCAGCAAACAUGUUCAUUUGUAGUUAAGGAAAUCUGUAAAUUUUCUUUUAAAUUUAUUUUUAAAACUUAUUAAGUUAAAAAGAAUAAAGCAAGGAUGAUUGUUAUACAAACUCGUAAUGAGAACUUACAUGAUCGAAGUUAUCCAACACUUGUAUACCUGCUGUGACAUACUUUAAUUCUUUAAUACGUAUAUGUAGUUACACACACCUUUUUACUAUGCAGAAUUAUAUAAUGUUGGGUAACCUAUUUUUUCCGGAGAUGUACAUAAGUAUGAUAUGAAUACCUGAUACUACCUUCAUAUUUAGAUAUGUUGAUUUGGUUGUUUUCUACCAUUCCUUAAGUGCAGCUCUAACUACUGUAUCAUAUGUGGGUGCAGACUAACAAGGUACUCCAUUAUUAUCCCUGAUCUGUGGAGAUUCAACAACGGGACAAGAUGUUUGUACAGAAUGAAGCAAGUUGAGUCAAGGUUUGAUAUCUCUUUGCUUCAAUCGUGCAAGAGGGAUUGAUUUGUUGACAUAACAUGUUAUAUAUUUUGUAUAUUUAUAUACAACAAAUUUUCAUUUAAAUAUGAACUGAUUAAUGGAUAUGAGUAUAACUAUUAUUAAUAGCACUUUUUUAAUCAAUUAAUGAGAUUGUAACUUAAAAUAAUUAAUGAAAUUGUUAUGUUUCUUUUAUACAGAAUAUGUGUCACAAGUAUAAGAUUCAAUUAGGUUUAGUGGGGUUUUAUGUUGGGAUUUGUUUAAAGCCAGUUGUUAUACAAAUCAUUACAGUAAGUUGUAUACAUAUUUUGAAAAUAAGCCUCCUAGUGUUGUUCUCUUACGUUACCUUAAAUGUAAAACUUUUGUUGACAAUUUUAUUAACAUGUAAUUUGUUUGGUUUAAAGCAUAUUCAAUGAAAUUUGUUUAUCAUAAUUAUUUCCU